AUGGUUUUAUCCGACAAAGAGUUAUUUGAAUUAAACAAAAGGGCUGUCACUGAAGGUUUCAAGGUUAAACCAAGACUGAAUUAUAAUACUGUUAGUGGUGUCAAUGGUCCUUUAGUUAUCUUGGAAAAAGUCAAGUUUCCAAGAUAUAAUGAAAUUGUUAAUUUAACUUUACCAGAUGGUACUGUUAGACAAGGUCAAGUUUUAGAAGUUAGAGGUGACAGAGCUAUUGUUCAAGUUUUCGAAGGUACUUCCGGUAUUGAUGUUAAGAAGACUACUGUUGAAUUCACUGGUGAGAAUUUAAAGAUUCCAGUUUCUGAAGAUGCCUUAGGUAGAAUUUUUAACGGUUCUGGUAAAGCAAUUGAUAAUGGUCCAAAAGUUUUCGCUGAAGACUAUUUAGAUAUCAAUGGUUCUCCAAUUAAUCCAUAUGCUCGUAUCUAUCCUGAAGAGAUGAUCUCCACUGGUGUUUCCACCAUUGAUACCAUGAAUUCUAUUGCUCGUGGUCAAAAAAUCCCUAUUUUUUCUGCAUCGGGUUUACCACAUAAUGAAAUUGCUGCACAAAUUUGUAGACAAGCCGGUUUAGUUAGACCAACUAAGGAUGUCCAUGAUGGUCAUGAAGAAAAUUUCUCAAUUGUUUUCGCUGCUAUGGGUGUUAACUUGGAAACUGCUAGAUUUUUCAAGCAAGAUUUCGAGGAAAAUGGUUCGUUAGAGAGAACAUCUUUAUUCUUGAAUUUAGCUAACGAUCCUACUAUUGAAAGAAUUAUUACACCAAGAUUAGCCUUAACAACUGCCGAAUACUUGGCUUACCAAACCGAAAGACAUGUAUUAACAAUUUUAACCGAUAUGUCAUCAUAUGCUGAUGCUUUAAGAGAAGUUUCUGCUGCUAGAGAGGAAGUUCCAGGUAGAAGAGGUUACCCAGGUUACAUGUACACUGAUUUAUCCACCAUUUAUGAAAGAGCUGGUAGAGUUGAAGGUCGUAACGGCUCUAUUACGCAAAUCCCAAUUCUAACCAUGCCAAAUGAUGAUAUCACACAUCCAAUUCCAGAUUUGACCGGGUAUAUUACUGAAGGUCAAAUUUUUGUUGACAGACAAUUAUACAAUAAGGGUAUUUAUCCACCAAUCAAUGUUUUGCCAUCACUAAGUAGAUUAAUGAAGAGUGCCAUUGGUGAAGGUAUGACUAGAAAGGAUCAUGGUGAUGUUUCCAAUCAAUUAUAUGCUAAAUAUGCUAUUGGUAGAGAUGCCGCUGCUAUGAAGGCAGUUGUCGGUGAAGAGGCAUUAUCGAUGGAAGAUAAGUUAUCAUUAGAGUUUUUGGAAAAAUUCGAAAAGACUUUUGUUUCCCAAGGUUCAUAUGAAAAUAGAACCAUUUUUGAAAGUUUGGAUCAAGCAUGGAGUUUAUUGAGAAUAUAUCCAAAGGAAAUGCUAAACAGAAUUUCACCAAAGAUUUUAGAUGAAUUUUAUGAUAGAUCAAGAGAUGAAGAAGAAGAAAAAGAGGAAGCCCAAGACCCAGAUGUUCGUCCAACCCAAACCGAAGAAUCUUUAAUUUAG
This is a messenger RNA of Tetrapisispora phaffii CBS 4417, 1542 nucleotides long. It is a transcript of the gene VMA2, whose product is annotated as H(+)-transporting V1 sector ATPase subunit B. Bases 1 to 1542 code for a protein of 513 amino acids. Gene Ontology annotation, biological process: proton transmembrane transport; ATP metabolic process. Gene Ontology annotation, molecular function: proton-transporting ATPase activity, rotational mechanism; ATP binding. Gene Ontology annotation, cellular component: proton-transporting V-type ATPase, V1 domain. NCBI's taxonomy places the organism in Eukaryota, Fungi, Ascomycota, Saccharomycetes, Saccharomycetales, Saccharomycetaceae. The record is from RefSeq and is a predicted model, not a curated record. The transcript has a single exon.